AUGUCAUCUCAAGUUUCAACUGAAUCAAUUAUUAAACAAUUAUGUUCAGGAAUAUUAUCCGGUGGUACUAUUGGAAUAUUUAUAAGUAAAGGUCAAUAUGUUCUUUCAUAUUUAGCAUUUACUUCACUUGGUUUAAUUGAUAUUGCAUAUCAUUUGAAUUAUUUAAAAGCACAUAUAACACAUUUAACUUAUAAUCAAUUAACAACUCGUAGAGAUAUUAGAUCAAGAUUUAAUGAUUUACAACGAAAUAUACACAGAGAUUUGCGUGAUCCACGUAAUGAUUUCAAUCAAGAAUUAGAAUGGUUAUGGAGUGAUAUAAAAAGACAUAUUGAUGGACAUAUUUAUUUUGGAAUGGGUUUUACAAUAGCAUUUUUAUUGAGUGUUGUUCUUGUACCAAAAAAUCAUCGCUAA
This is a messenger RNA of Rotaria sordida, 411 nucleotides long. The record is from the annotation of a GenBank genome assembly. Lineage: Eukaryota; Metazoa; Rotifera; Eurotatoria; Philodinida; Philodinidae.